This is a messenger RNA of Marchantia polymorpha subsp. ruderalis, 3496 nucleotides long. NCBI's taxonomy places the organism in Eukaryota, Viridiplantae, Streptophyta, Marchantiopsida, Marchantiales, Marchantiaceae. The record is from the annotation of a GenBank genome assembly.
GCAAAUAAGUGAGCACGCUGUGAUUUAUUUACCAGUGAGCUUUAGACCCCAGUAUAGAAAUGGGCACGAGUGUGACCGUAGAUGGUAAUAAUUUGAUCACACGCCGAUGAGGCUAUGGAGAAGAGUAUUAAGGUAUCAACGAAAAAUCCAGACAAUUGGAAUAACAAACGCAAUAAAGAACUCGUGGACAAAGUUUGAAGCAAACUGCCAAUCUAUGGUGCUAUGUCAAAUUCUACCGAACAGGCAGGACCAGACAGAUUUGCGCCAGGGAUUUCAGAAUUGCCUUGUUAUAUGGUUUUCUGUCCUCUCCGUGGAGUUUGAGGUUUGGCUGGGAAGGAUGUCUACUAGCUGUGGGUUGGGCUGGAUGUCUACUAGCUGUGGGUUGGGCUCGACCAAGAGAAGGUUUUUGAGAGAUGAGUGGGUUUGACAAGGGUAAGUUACUCUCUAUGUAGGAGUACUUGCGAGGAGGAUCAUCAUCCAAUUAAUCAAGGAGCUGUACUGAUUUGCAAAUUUUGAUUGAUUUGUUCUGAAGUAGCAAUGAAGUUUUGUCAGAUUGCUGGUGCCUUCAUGAGCCCGUGUUGACGAAAUCCGUUGAGAGGACAUUCUUCUGUGUCGACUUCAUCGCUUCAAUGUCCAACGCAAGCACUUUCACUAACGCUUUUUAGGUUUCAAAGAUAAGUGGUUAUCAAAACUGAAUCGUAGAAUCUUCCCUUGUUCGAAAAGCAUUUUGUUUUGGUUUUAUAUUCCAUGUGGUCUUCUCUGUUGUUGUCUUGUUUACCUUUUGAGGUGGCGGCUGUAUGCCGAGGAAAAUCUCCCCGGUGCGUCAGAAGAUUAACGUGGGAAGUGAGUCUGCGAUCUGACCGAAGAUAUGAAACUUUUCCUGCAGUUUUUGCGAAAUUCAGCUUUGAUACACUGACUGCUGUCUUUAAAUUCAGAUUGAAAUCUUGAAGAGUGAACCCGGAGGCUUUUCAUUCAGCUGCCGAGCUGUAAAUUCAAUAAGCUGUGUAAUACCAAGACUAGUACACCACUAUACACGUUCUUUGCAGACCACGAGACGGUUUUCUUAAUAGGCCAGAUAGUAAUUGCCAUUUCAUUUGUGAUAGAAAGUGAUCAAUGUGACGCAUAUACUUAUUCACAGAAAUUGCCGCAGAUGUCCUCGCCAUAACUUAUCGAACCACUCACCCUUGUACCAUAGUAUGUGAUACUGCCGACUUGGAAGCUCUAAUAAGAACCUGCACAUCAUGUAACUACGUGAGCUAGUGAAAUUUGAUGAUGUAUUUAGGCAGAGUUGUUUGGCCAAAAUCGCUUCAGCGACUUAAAUAUGGAUAGGAAGCGUGUAUAAAUACAUAUAUAUGGUAGUGGCCGUUACAAAUUGGGCCUCGUUUUGUAGUACUGGUGUGUGGAAUGCGCUCGAAUUACAAUGCUUCCUAUUCCUCCGUAUCACUUAUAGUCUACGUUUGCCAGUCCUGGGAUGUCGGUUGGUGCCCAUGACUACAAAGUUUGUAUCAUCAAGCGAUGAAUCCGACUUUCUUUUCAAGUCUUCUCCGUAUGAGGCGCCGUAUUUCUUAAAAGUGUAUGAAGUGCAUUAUAUCGGCUCAUUUAGGAGUGAUAGCUGGAAAUGGAACCAUCCACGUUAUUUGUGAUGCUUGCUUCUUUGUUACAUGGUCUUGAGGAACACUGAUGUGUAGAAAACUAAUGCUAUCAGGUAUAUUUGUAUUCCAAAACAGAUGUUUUUCUCUCCGUUGAUUAGUCUCUGGAUUCAUAUCCGGAAUCGAUCUGGUCUACACUAGCUAUUAUAUGUCACUGUACAAAUUGACGCGGGGAUGUGCAGAUCAAAUUAGUACUCCAGUGUACUUCUAUAUCUCUCAAUUUCGGUUACAACUCCCGAGUCCUGUACGGAUUAGUUGUAAUCAGUAUUCAGUCUUGCAACAUAUAUAAAUCUGAUACACGCUAACUUUCCACGUUAACCAAAGACUCUGGAUGUCUGUUCUGUAACCAUAUCAUCUAAGCUUGCACACCCGUGAGUACCUUCUUGGUCCUUGGUAUCACUUCUCUUCCACUUCCUUAGAUUCUUUUAAUUCUGUUUCUGGUCUUUGCUGGAUUGUUAUUUGCACCUGUUUGGCGUUUGUAUUAACAACAGACAUCGUAAAACAAACACAUAGCAUCAUGAAAGCAGGUUGCAGGUGCAGAUGCUUGGGAAGAAUGUUAGAGCCCUCGUGUAUGUAUGCAUAUAUAGAUGUAACUGAGAUACUGCUUUUGACUAAUAUUACCGAGCUACUUCAACAGCAGAAUGGUUGCUUAUACGGUCAUAAGUUGUUGUGCGUUCGUAAAUUAUGGCUAGUGUGUGUUCUAAAAUUGUUAAUGCUUGCCAACGCUGGGGCCAUUCGCAAUUUUAAACAAACUAGAAAUUGACGUGUAUGUUUGGUCUUGUUUACAUUGUUUAUACUAUGUCUAGAGCGUAUUGAAAUGUUCGACCCAAGAUUCGUCUUAUGGUCUUACAGCCAGAGGUAGCAAUAGAGCAGACAGUGAAGUCUACUGAUGCGUCUUACUUUUUGAGGUUUUAGACCGUAUGCAGUGUCUGCGAGAAUAAGACAUGAAUUUAAAGAAUGGAAGUAGCGAGUGACCUGUCUGGCUGGCUUUCAGUUGGUGAACCAAACUCAAGGUAGUGAGAUAUGAACUGAUAAGGCUAGACACAGACCCAACUUGGAAAUCAGCUUUAAGGAUGUAAAUCAGAGCAGAAACAAUAAGCGAGAUAUGUCUUAGGGAUAGAAACAGUAGGACAUCAAGAGGCUAGACGUUUACUUAUUGCAAUAAGCAGAAAGAGGAACGAGGGGCUACAGACGAACAAACCGGAGAAAUUAUGGAUAACACAGAUAGCGAGGUCAGUGGAAGUAGCGAGUGUAGCACCUGCGACAUCAGUCGUAGAUUCACUAUUACAUAUGAUGCCGAGUUUCCUGAUUUUGAGUUAAUGGUGCAGAAAGAUGACAUUAGCUUAUCUUGAUAUGCUUGUUCACUACCUUUCCUUGCUGUUGUUUACCAGUGAAAGUACGCCUCGGCUGCAUUUACCCUGUGCUCGCAUGUCAGAGUUCCAUACUGAACGUAAGGCCACGAGUGUUCAAUGUUUAAAUCACGUAGACGGUGAAGGCUUAAGGUAAAUGCUGUUAAAGUGUUCAGUAUUUUUGUACUCUUUUAUCUAGUUACUCAAACCUUUCUUCGGAAGGCUUUAGUGGUAGAACUUCCUGCUGUAGCAGAGUUUUUGUAUGCAGGCCAUUCAACUACAAUACAUAAAAAUAAAUAGUGUACACGGUCUACGGGUGCAUUUGCCUACUCGAUGACAAUUUUCAUACAGAGUUUGUGGGGUACCCUACAGCGAGAGGAAUGAAGUGAAGGUAGGACUCCAGUAUCAUAGAGCACCAAGCUUGAUCCAAGUUUGCCCGGGCAGCUUUUAAUGCACCAGAGAAACGCAGGUGUCAGUCGUCCUGUCUUAUCUCAUAUU